Mesocricetus auratus (golden hamster) is the source of this 2904-nucleotide messenger RNA. RefSeq names its product protein tyrosine phosphatase non-receptor type 20 (gene Ptpn20). The coding region runs from base 556 to 1389 and encodes 277 amino acids. The record is from RefSeq and is a predicted model, not a curated record. Gene Ontology annotation, biological process: protein dephosphorylation. NCBI's taxonomy places the organism in Eukaryota, Metazoa, Chordata, Mammalia, Rodentia, Cricetidae. The transcript has 8 exons. Gene Ontology annotation, molecular function: protein tyrosine phosphatase activity.
GAGAGUGAUGAGACUCUGUGGAAUGCCAGUGACUUUUCGGGCAGAGACAGGUGGAACAGUGUGGACACAGAGUCUGCAGGGCCAUCAAAGACUGUCUCCUCAGGGCUUCCUGACUCAAGCAUGUUUGCCUUAGAGUGUCUUCUGAGAACUCUUGUCAGUGGUGAGCUGCACCCCACCUCCCGUGACAGUGGGGAAGAGAAUAAGAAAACAGCCUCAACAAGCAUUGUAACCUUGAGAACAGCUAGAAUAUGAACCAUUUCCAAUAGAUGUUUUAUCCACAAUCUAAAAGUGACUGCAGUGGGGGAAGAAGAAGCCUGAGAAAUCCAGCAACGGGAAGGUCAGCCAUGGAGAAGAAGCUCAAUUGUGAAGUCACCUUGUCUAGGGCUUAACUUUGAAAACUGUGAAUACCAAUUCACUCCUCUUGUUAGCUAUGAGUCUUUGAGAUACUCUUCAUCUUUGUGACUUUUCCUUGAAAUUGAAACUGUCUCUGAGAAGGAACUGGCUCAGUUGACUCCGAUUCGACCAUUAAUAUUCAACUACUCUUCACAAUCUGCCAUGAAGGACUGUUUGAAAACGCUCCAGAAAAAAAAGGAACAUGAUAUCAUCCGUGAGUUUUUGGAGUUAGAACAGAUGCCUCUGCUUGAUGACCUGCACUCUGGGAAUGAGCUACUCAACAAAGACAAGAACAGAUACCGAGAUAUUCUUCCAUAUGAUUCAACACGUGUUCCUCUUGGAAAAAACAAGAACUACAUCAAUGCUAGUUACAUUAAAAUAGUAAAUCAUGAAGAAGAGUAUUUUUAUAUUGCUACGCAAGGACCAAUGCCAGAAACUAUAGAAGACUUUUGGCAAAUGGUUAUGGAAAAUAAUUGUAAUGUUAUUGCUAUGAUAACCAGAGAGAUAGAAGGUGGAGUUAUCAAGUGUCACAGUUACUGGCCCAUUUCUCUAAAGGAGCCAUUGGAAUUGAAACACUUUCGCAUCCUUCUGGAGAACUGGCAAAUAACUCAAUAUUUCAUCAUUCGGGUAUUUCAAAUUGUGAAGAAGUCCACAGGAAUGAGUCACUGUGUAAAACACUUGCAGUUCACCAAAUGGCCAGACCAUGGCACUCCUGCCUCAGCAGAUUUUUUCAUAAAAUAUGUCCGUUAUGUGAGGAAGAGCCACAUUACAGGACCCCUGGUUGUUCACUGCAGUGCGGGCGUAGGCCGAACGGGGGUGUUCUUAUGUGUGGAUGUUGUGUUCUGUGCCAUCGAGAAAAACUAUUCAUUCAACAUUAUGAACAUAGUGACACAGAUGCGAAAACAGCGUUAUGGCAUGAUCCAAACAAAGGAGCAGUAUCAAUUUUGUUAUGAAAUUGUGCUUGAAGUUCUUCAGAGUCUUCUGGCUUUGAGUUAAGAGAGACUCUGCGCCUCUCACUUGAGAUUACAAGAAGCUCGUGCUGAAGGGUCCACUGGCCAUGCAAUUUGCCUCGGAUUUUCUCUCUGAAAUCUCCUGGAGGCAACGUCGCUGGGCACAGAAGGGACUCUUUUCACUUGAUCCAUCCUGGACAGAAGCAAAAUACCCUCCCAUGGUUUUCAGUGCAACAACAGUUACGUGAAACAACCUCAGUUUAGCUGUUUGGUUUAAGGGAUUAGAGAGUUCAAUAAAAGACUUAAAUGUAUUCACUAAGAUUUUAUUUGGAAGGGUGGCCAAAGGCCUCAGAAGAUUUCUAAGUCUGUACAAGCCUUACUCUGGGAGAAAUCGGGGCCAAUAAACUGCAGGUUCAUAUCUUGACCUCUCAGGGCAUUUUGCAGACAUAUUUGUCUGUAUUCUUUAAAGAAGCUAUUGUCCAUACUUCCAGUUGGUAAUUGAAUAACUCAGAAUAGAUUGGUUUGUGUGCCUGUGUUUCCAUGGUCCCAGAGUGCACUAGGGAUUUCAAGGAAGAGACACCAUUCUGGAACAGGCAGGCCCUUGUCCUGCUGCCCUGGGAAACACCUAGUGGGUGAAUAGAGUCCUUCGACGCCCACACAUGAACACACUGGUGAACAGCCCCAAAUGAAAAUACUCGUCUAUCUGGAAAGUCAGUGGAAAUAUUUGCCAGGCCCAACUAGACUUCUUUCCUUUCCUGCCUUGAUAGUUACCUACCAUUCUGUCUGCUUUAUCAGAAGCAAGUGUUAUGUGGUACUUGCCUCUUAAUCUUUAGCUAACCAAUAAACUUUAAUAUAAUGAUAUUGCUUUGGUUCCUGUUAUACCGAAUAGUUUUUUUUGAAACUAAGAUCUAAGAGAAGGUUUUUUUUUUCUUUCUAUUUUUUCCUUUAGAGGGCCAUUAAGUCAUUUCUUUCCUCUGCAGAAAGAGUUAGAUGCUGGACAUUGGAACUAGAUUUUGGAAAACUAAAUUCAUAGAUGUGAAAGUGAAAACUUCUUAUUGUUUUUUUAAAAAAACUGUCUAGCCAUUAUUAUACUCAUCAUAUCAAGAUUCUGCCUCAGACAAUUAUAGUGAUUCCUUGUUAAGGGGUUUUGGUGAUCAGUCAUUCAUAAUUAUAAGACACAAAGCAAUUGAUAAGUGUAUUUGUACAGUGAAUUCAGUAGUGAUCAGAGCUAUGAAUCAUAUUGAAAAUUCCUAAAAUUAUAAAUCUUAAACUUCUAAGAGGCAUAUUGCUUUGGUUAAAUGAAUACUUGAAUUUGUUGAAUUAGAAUUGAUAAUUCUCACUUUAAAAAUAAUUACAUGGCAUAAAUUUGACUCAACUCAAGUUGAUGAUUAUAGCUAUUUAUAUUGUUUAUAUACAUAAUAGUUUAUGCUGAACAAUAUUAUCUUGAUUAUUGGAUUUUAAUAUUUGUAUUUUCAUUCUGUUACUAUAAGAGAAUAAGCAUAAUAUAGAACAAUGCUCCCAAGAUGGACUGUAUGUUGUUAUUAAAUGAAAAUCUUUACUA